This is a messenger RNA of Nicotiana tabacum (common tobacco), 782 nucleotides long. NCBI's taxonomy places the organism in Eukaryota, Viridiplantae, Streptophyta, Magnoliopsida, Solanales, Solanaceae. The record is from RefSeq and is a predicted model, not a curated record.
AUGUGGUUCGACCCUUUCCAGGAUCCCGUGCAUAGCGGAAGCUUAGUGCACUGGUUCCUCCCUCUUCUUCUCAAUUAUUUUCAUGACAUUUCUUCAUUAUUUUCCAUUCAACUUUUCACCUAUAGCACUGAGAGGAAUUAUAUUUUCCUUCUUUGUAAUGGAAUUCUUGUUUUUAUAAUCAAGAAUUCAGGGCUAAUUGGUAAUAUUUCUGACCUUAAAGAAAGUCACAAGGAGAAAUCCAGAGAAUAUCAAAAUCCAGUUGUUUCGGAAACAAAGACGGAAAAGGAUAGUUCGGUGCUCAAAGCAUCGCGAGUUCAAACAAAGGCAGAAAAAGUUUUCGAAAAAGUUGUUGAAAUUGAAAACCAAUGUGGAGAAGAAGAAGAAGAAAAAGAAGAAGGAAUAAUGAAUCAGGAUUUGGUUAUUGUUGGAAUAGCUAAUGAGAAUGAAGAUGAAGCUUAUAAUCAAGAAAAUAAUGUUGAAAUUAUUGAAGAAGAUGAAGAAGAAGAAGAAUUAGAAGAAACAUUAGAAGAGUUGCACAAGAAGUGUGAAGAUUUUAUAAAGAGAAUUAAGAAAGAGAUUAAUAUGACGAAUUGAUGCUGCAAAAUUAAUAAUCAAGGAUUAGUAUCUAUAACAAAUAAUAUAACCAUGUAUUUACUAGUUCUGCCUCAAGUUCACUUGAUUUGCUUCACCUUUUCUUUUUCUUUAUCUGUAUGACAUUUUUGUAAUAGAACCCCCACCCCCACCUCGCAGUUCCAUCUUUUUGGAUACUAUCUUUUUGGAUA